Symbiodinium sp. CCMP2456 is the source of this 1155-nucleotide messenger RNA. NCBI's taxonomy places the organism in Eukaryota, Dinophyceae, Suessiales, Symbiodiniaceae. The record is from the annotation of a GenBank genome assembly.
AUGCCCCGUGUGCCAGCGUCCCAUGGAAAAGACCGUGGCCGGUGGAGCGGUGCAGUGGCCUCGUGGCCUCGUGCCAGCUCACUUGAGAUCAGUGUUUUGGCAGAGGGCUUUCAAGUGGGAGAUCUCCCAGGUGUCCAUGUGGCGAGCUGGGUUUCCCCCGUGCCUCUGGUGGCUUCCUGGCGCCUCGGCAAAUCGCUCGGAGAUGCCCCUCUUAGCUCUGUCAAGGGCAUAGUUCCACACGAUCUUACCAUCGCUUCGGCGAAGACGGCCGAGGAGGUGCUCAACGCCAAGGCACCACCACAAGCCGUGGAACAGGAGGAGGAACCAUCGCUGCUGAAGCGCCUCCCGUUCGUAGAGCAGACGGAUGCCAUCGCCGGCGCGUUGGGCCUUCCGCAGAGCCAGGAGGUCGAGAAGCUGGGAAGAGAGCUCCUGAAGGAGCCCCAGCGCUUGCUCGGAGGCCCCUUGCAGCCCGCUGGCACCUCGACCUUCCAGAGCCCGCUGGUCUCCUUUGCCUACGAGCGUGGCUGGCGCAGGAGCUUUGCCAGUUCCGGCUUCCCGGGGCCAGACGAGGAGUUUCGCCUCGCCCAAGACUUCCUGCGCGAGGGCACCGGCCUGCUCGGGGACACGCUGCUAGAUGCAUCUUGCGGGUCGGGCCUCUUCAGCAGGCGGUUUGCUGCUUCCGGGGACUAUUCCACGGUCGUCGCCCUGGAUUUCAGCGAGUCGAUGCUGCGACAGGUGGAUGAUUUCGCCAGACAGGAAAUCGGACCCGACUAUGCACAGGGCGGAGAGGGCAAAACUGCUCUCCAGCUGGUUCGAGCAGACAUCGCUCGCCUGCCCUUCGAGUCCGGCUCUCUUGGAGGGGUUCACGCAGGUGCUGCCAUUCACUGCUGGCCAAAUCCAGAGCUUGCCGUCGCCGAAGUCUCCCGAGUCUUAAGGCCCGGUGGCGUCUUCGUGCUCACGACCUUCAUGCCCAGGGGCCCGCUGCGCGCGAUGGGCACCAAUCGAAACCCCUACAAGUUCUGGACAGAAGAGGAGUUGCGUUCGCUCACCAGCCGAUGUGGUCUUUCAGAUUUCCAGGCGAUUAUCAAGGAUCCAGCCUUCAUCAUGGUGCGUGUCAAGAAGCCCGCGGCGUCCACGCCCACAGAGUCUGCAUGA